ACGUCCUAGGUGCGUUACGGCGUUGUUUGGCUUGGGGGAAGCGUGAGCGAGUGCGUUGUCCAGAGUGCACCUGCUAAGCAGGGGAGUCCCCGCCGUCGAGCCGCUAUGGAGGUGCAGAAGGAGGCGCAGCGCAUCAUGACCCUGUCGGUGUGGAAGAUGUACCAUUCGCGCAUGCAACGCGGAGGGCUGCGGCUACACCGGAGUUUGCAGCUGUCGCUGAUCAUGCGUAGCGCCCGGGAGGUCUACCUCUCGGCCAAGGUGGAAGCCCACGAGGAGCACGGGGUGCCCUCGCCGCCCGCCUGCUCCCUUGACCCUCGCCUACACCCACCGCGGGAAGCUCAAGUUAGAGCGGAGGCAGCGUCCCCUGAUGGUGAGCAACCCUGCCCGGAGCCCAUGGACACGCAGGAGGCGCCAAGAGCCGAGGAGACCCCUGCCCGCUGUGCCCCGCGCUCCGCCAAAAUCAGCCGCAAGCGGCGAAGCAGCAGCCUGAGCAACAGCAGAGACGCCGGACUGGUCCCGAGCAAGAAAGCCCGACUAGAAGAGGAGGACGCGGAAGAACGGGAGUCUUCGGAGGUCCCCAGUCGUCUGCAGCCCCCUCCCGCACAUGCGGAGGGCGCCUUCCCCAACCUAGCGCGCGUCCUACAGAGGCGCUUCUCCGGUCUUCUGAACUGCAACCCGGCUGCCCCCCAGACGGUGCCGCCGCCGCCGGCAUGCGAGGCAAAGCCGAUCUGCCGCCCGGCGGACAGCAUGCUAAAUGUGCUUGUCCGGGCAGUGGUGGCUUUUUGAGGGACCCCGAGCGGCGUUACGGGAGCCCAGAGCACGGGCCAAACCGUUGACCCGAGUGCAGAGACCUGAGGCCAGGCCAGGCCAGACCCGCGGGAGCGCCCGCGAAACGAUGGAGAGGAGCCGCAGCCGGGUCUGCUGAGAGGCCCCGAGAGGGACUAUGCCCCCGGGGAGCCGUCGCCACCCUUGUGCAGCCGCGGCGCCAAAGAGCCUGAGCCGAGGGCUCGGGCGCCUUCCUCCGAGACCUGGCGCGCCCACAGGUGCUCUCUUAACCAACCGGGACGUGGCCUUUCCGUCUCCUUCUGGGACUGGGAGAGGGAGGCUUGGUUCCUGAAAUUCCUCAGGGUCGGACUUUAUUUCUUACUGAGGGCUGUACUGCCCUUACAAGGUUUUUCAGUAGUUGGUGUUCGCAUUCCCCACUCGGAGCAUUCCAGGCACUGUUCUUCCCCCUCCAGUGACAUACUUAUGCAAGCGGUCAUCUUUGCGUCAUGGGGCAGACGUGGGGAGCUUCCUGUUGCCUUUGCGUGGGUGUGGGGCCUGGGAGGAGGGCUGCCUGAGUCACUCGGCCCCGGUGUGCUUCACCCUGCGUCCCUAUGCCUUCGGGUGAGGGGGAAGCUAAUCUAAGGUUAACAUUUUUCUCAUUUGGUGCGUUCGAGAUGGGGGGUAUGUUCGCAGCCUCAAACGUGACCCUCCCUCCGACACAGACAUGACCAACCCAGAAAGAUCUUGGUGUGAAUCACAAAAAUGGGGGAAGGACGUGUUCAGAGUGCGAGAAGGAUGAGUUAGGACCAGUUGCUGGUGAGACUUGGCAGUUCGGGGAGGGGGAGAUUGCAGCCAGGGCGUUCUGAGGGUCUAUUUACUCUGGUGGGUUCUGUUUAAUUCCGUUUAUAUGGCCUUUUGCUAGAGAUGCCAGAUACGAAAAUAA
Messenger RNA from Pteronotus mesoamericanus, 1708 nucleotides. RefSeq names its product immediate early response 2 (gene IER2). The transcript has a single exon. The record is from RefSeq and is a predicted model, not a curated record. NCBI's taxonomy places the organism in Eukaryota, Metazoa, Chordata, Mammalia, Chiroptera, Mormoopidae. The coding region runs from base 106 to 786 and encodes 226 amino acids.